This is a messenger RNA of Heterostelium album PN500, 2487 nucleotides long. RefSeq lists its product as uncharacterized. The transcript has 9 exons. The coding region runs from base 1 to 2487 and encodes 828 amino acids. The record is from RefSeq and is a predicted model, not a curated record. NCBI's taxonomy places the organism in Eukaryota, Evosea, Eumycetozoa, Acytosteliales, Acytosteliaceae.
AUGUCAUGUCAAUUCCCAUUAUUGCCUGCAGGAGCUUCCGCUAUCCUUGUAUAUCUCAAUGGUUUUAAAUUAUAUCCAAAUAUUGCUAUCACAUAUGCAGCAUCAACUAUCUCUGGAAGAGUUUUUGUUGAUUCAAAUCAAGAUAAUCAAUAUAAUAGUGGAGAAACAUUGUUAAAUAAUAUUGCAAUCGGAUUAAACUCUCCCACCACUACUUACACAACAAGUUCAGAUGCAUCAGGAACAUAUCAAUUCAUAGCAUCACUGGAUAUCUUGUAUACAUUGAUUAUAACAACACCUCCAAGCUCAUACAUGAUACCAUUACAAUCUCAAACAGUUUACGCUUCAUAUUCAACCCAAAAUAACUUGGUUGUAAACAUUGGAGUUGUUCCAAUAUCAGCAGCAGGUUGUAGUGGAACCAUCAAAACAGCAAAUGGUCAAACCAUGAAUAUCCAAUAUGGUUCAUUUGACUUGACUUUGUAUGGUUGGUGUAAAUCUCCAUCGAUCUGUAAGAAUCCAUUUACAUCGAUUACAAUUCCACCGGCUUGUCAGAGUAAAAUUGUAAACAAUGUUUUGACCAUUGGUUAUCUAUGUUCAUACAGAGGAUUUACAUUUGAUUCAAUUGGAUUAAAUUCUUAUAGUAGUUCAGGCUUCCCGGGAUAUACAUACUAUUGGUCAGUUUGUGGGAUCAAUCCAACAUGUUCUCCAUAUUCCAAUACAGCACAAUCUUGUCAAAGUGGAUUAUACUACAGUACUGGUAAAAUUAGUAGUGGAACAUGGUCUAAAAAUGAUACUGGAAGUGGAGUUCAAGUAAAAUACACCAAUGGAGAAACAAUAAGCUGCACAACUGGUAGAGAGAUGACAGUUCAUAUAUCAUGUGGUGCCACAUCAAAAGCAAUUUCCUCUUACGAAUAUCCAUCAGCAAGUUGCAAAUACCAUUCACACAUGACAUCUCCGUUGGCAUGUGGAAAUUUCCCAGCCCAAGAUUGUGGAGUUGGUGAUUUACAAUUCUAUGCACUAUCAAAGUUAGUACCAUAUAAAUUUAAUAUCAAAGAAAUAAUUCCUAAUAUUUUACAAAAAUUAACUUAUGAUUUUUAUAGUAAAACAUAUACUAUGAGUAUCUCUGAUACUGAUACUAAAUUUACAUUUUCAAUUUGUUCGACUUCAGUAAACAAUGUUUGUACAAAUGAUGGUGGAGGUGAUAUUUCAGCAUGCUAUGGUCCUUACUACGUGAAUAGCAAUGGAAUCAAUCUUGGAUACUAUAUACGUUAUGGUAAAUAUUCAACAGCAACUUGGAGCGCUGUUACCAACUAUAUCGGUGCAAAGGUGACCUAUUCAUACUCUGAUACUCAAUUAAUAAGUUGCUCAAAUGGAAGUAAGUUUGCAAUGGAAGUGAAUUUAAUUUGUGGAGAUGAUUAUGAACCUUUGAGGAUUAACAAUGGAGCAUGUAGUGAAAUCACCUACUUGUAUACACCUCAAGCAUGUCCAACAGUCAUUCCAAAUUGUCAAUUCAAUGGAAUGGACUUCUCAUCACUUGCAAAUAAUAGCAAUUCUAUAAGAACAACAUACGGACGCAAAAUAACAGGAUAUAAUAAUCAACCUAAAAAUGUAUUCUUCAAAAUUUGUGGUACUCCAUAUACCUGUAUAUUCAAUGGUAUCAACACCCAAAGUUGUACAUCAUCACCUUCAUCUCCAACAGUCCUCACAACCCAAUCAACUCUCAACACCGGUGUUUGGUCAAUUUUGAAGCGUGGUCAAGGUGCCCAAGUUGUUUAUUCUGGUGGUGCUUGUGAAACUGGUGGAACAACCAAAACAAUAACAAUUGAAUUUUAUUGUGGUUCCAUUUUCACUUUGAUAGGAAUUUCUGAACCAGCACCAUGUCAAGUAAUUAUUUCUUAUUAUACUCCUCUUGCUUGUACACCAACCAAAGUUCCAAACUGUCAAUUUGGUGGAUUUGAUUUCUCAGCACUUUCUCAAACUCAAUACAGUGUAAUCGGAUACACUGGUGCUGAUAAAUACACAUAUUCUUUUAGUGUUUGUGGAUCUGCGCCAACUUGCACAACAAAUUUGAAAACCAAUGGUAUUUCUGUUUGCCAACAAGGUACUGGUUUCUUUGAAGAUAUUGGUCAAACAUUAAGUGGUGUAUGGGCACCAAAUGCAACAGGAACAGGUGUUCAAGUUACCUACUAUGGAAGAAAAGAUGGAGCUUUAUCAAACUAUGGAAGACUAACAACCAUUCAUAUUUCAUGUGGUGAGACUCACGAAGCAGUAAGCGCCUACGAAAUACUAAAUUGCAAUUAUGAUAUCAACUUUAAAACACCAUAUGCAUGCUCUUCUUCAUCCAGUUUGAUGUCAACUGAAAACAGAAUGAUUGAUAACAGAUCGUCAACACUCAACGACAACGUAAUCAAUACCGAUUUCAUUGCAAUCGAUCCAUAUCUCCCAAUUAAAAACUCAUCAUUAUUCGAACUCCAACUGAUAUUAUCAUAA